GACUUCAAUUUUUCAAACUAAAUGCUCACUUUUUAAGAUUAUGCGUGGACAAAAUCGGCGAGGCUAUCGGAAUAUCGAAGGACGGCUCAGCCUUUCAUCCCAUUCAUCGCAUUCUUCACCACGCCAGACACAUGUCACAAACUUGAGGCCAGCUGAAAUCAAGGUUGUCCAAGAUGUCGUGGAUGGGUGUUAUGUUGCGACUGACGAUGUUCUUAACCUGUCGAACUUUUCAAAAAACACAGAAUUUGUCGAAAGGGACAUGUUGAUGUGCCUCACGAAGACAAGAGUGAUGUCGGUAGUUCUACAGCAUAUUGGGUACAAAUAUCCUCGCAUUUCCGGAAUCUCAUUCUCGAAUAAUCGGCUCUGUCACUUGGACCAUCUCUCCUCUCUCUCGAGCAUAUCCAAGUUUCUAAAAUUCCUCGACUUGAGUCAUAAUCAGAUUUCGUCAGGAGAAGAAUUGAAGAAGUUAGGAACGAUUCCAGUAGAAACUGUGUUUUUCGAGGGAAAUCCAGUCUGCGAGAAGUUUGUGCAAUGUGCCGAGUAUGCCAACUUUAUUCAAAAGACAUUCCCAAAAUGUUCAAAUUUGGAUGGAAUGGAAGUCGAACCAAAACCAGAUCACAAUAGAAUCGAGCAGAUAAUUCCAUUCAGGAAUGGAUACUAUGGCAGUGAUGAAGUUCGUACUCUUGUCGAAGAAUUUAUCAUCACAUAUUACAAAAUCUACGAUGGCGCAGAUGGACAGCAGACAAGGAAGCAACUUCUGGAUGCGUACGACACAAAUAACUCAACAUUCACGCAUACAGUUGUCUGCUUGUGGGACCCAAUUAAAUUUGUCAUGUAUCCGGACAGUGAGAGCUAUCGAAUGUACCUGAGAACUUCGCACAAUGUUCUGAAUCAGGAAUAUUUUGCCGCAAAUCGGGCCUCCAGAAUAUCACACGGUGCAAUGGAUAUCGUAGUUGCACUUUCGAGACUUCCUGCCACAAUUCAUCUGAUGGAUACAUUCGUAGUUGACGUGUUCCUUGUUUCGGCAACACUUCUCGGAUUCACAUUACAUGGAACAUUUCGUGACGGACCAUCUGCGAUAAAGCCCGAGAACACUGAGGAACAUGAUAAUUAUUUUACGAGAACAUUCAUGGUUGCUCCAAGAGGCGAAGGAAAAGUCGCCAUUGUUUCCGAUCAGCUGUUCAUUAGCUCGAUGUCAAAAAGACGCGGCGAUCAGUACCGCAUGCUAGUGGAGACAGCAACGGACAUUGACCAGUGAAAAUUAUAUAUUUUCAUACAUUUAAACGGCAUCCUAUUUGUAUUUUUAUGUCUAGUUUCGGAUCAUAUCUUGUUACCAACACCUAGCAUGUUUUUUUUUGUCUCAACAUUUUACAGUUAUUUGUUAAUCUUCAUUUUUAAAAAUUAUUUGUAUGGAACAAUGUCUAAUCGGUCUUUGUAGCUAUCAAUUUUCAAAUUGACCUGAUCAAAAGUGGCAGCACCAA
Caenorhabditis elegans is the source of this 1481-nucleotide messenger RNA. RefSeq names its product Nuclear RNA export factor 2 (gene nxf-2). The transcript is spliced from 7 exons. The coding region runs from base 41 to 1258 and encodes 405 amino acids. NCBI's taxonomy places the organism in Eukaryota, Metazoa, Nematoda, Chromadorea, Rhabditida, Rhabditidae. The record is from RefSeq and is marked reviewed. Gene Ontology annotation, cellular component: nucleus; nuclear envelope.